AACAACACACGGCGGUGCAGCAGGUGUUAGGCUGUAUGUGUGUGUGUGUGUGUGUGUGAGCGCGCGUGUGUGGGGUGGACUCUUGCAGGCAGCUCUGGGCUUCCCUUUAAUGAGGGCCGCCGUCUGGCCCUGACUUCACGUGAAUGCAUCUGCAACCUGUGGCUCGUUUUAAAAGAGCGGCGGGCUGCACAUUUUUCCACUGAGGAAGAGGAGGAGGAGGAGGAGGAGGGCGCAAUGGCACCGUCGCUCAUCCCAGCGUGCCGCAGUCUGGCUCUCUCGACGUGGUUGCUGUCGUUUUGCUUCGUCCACCUGCUCUGUCUGGACUUCACUGUGGCAGAGAAAGAGGAAUGGUACACCGCCUUUGUCAACAUCAGCUACCUGGACCCCGCCACCUCGGAGGUCAGGACAGAGAAAACCGAAUGCGGACGCUACGGAGAGCACUCGCCCAAGAAAGAAGCCAAAGGUCUGGUUUUGGUGCCGACCCUCCCUCAGGACAGGCAGGCGUGCGAGCCACACGUCCGCUUCCCUCCCGUUUCCCACACCACCGCCUCCUGGGUGGCUCUGGUGGCUGCGGGAAACUGUACCUACAGAGAGAAGAUCCGUAACAUAGCGAAGCUCAACGCCUCCGCUGUUGUCAUAUACAACACUGGCUCCAGCAGCCCCAACGAAACCAUAACAAUGCCACAUCCAGAUACAGGUGACGUUGUUGUCAUCAUGAUCCCAGAGCCUAAAGGUCGUGAGAUUGUGGCCUUGCAGGAGCAGAAUAUUGCGGUCACGUUACACAUCACUAUAGGGACCCGCAACCUGCAGAAGUACGUGAGCAGAACAUCGGUAGUGUUUGUCUCCAUUUCCUUCAUCGUGCUCAUGAUAAUCUCUCUCGCAUGGCUCGUCUUCUACUACAUCCAGAGGUUCCGCUACGCGAAUGCACGAGAUCGCAACCAGAGACGUCUUGGAGAUGCUGCCAAAAAAGCCAUCAGCAAGCUUCAAGUGCGAACCAUUAAGAAAGGCGACAAGGAGACUGAUUCAGACUUCGACAACUGUGCAGUUUGCAUUGAAGGUUACAAGCCUAAUGAUGUCAUAAGGAUAUUACCAUGCCGACAUGUCUUUCAUAAACACUGUGUAGACCCAUGGCUACAAGAUCACCGGACGUGUCCUAUGUGUAAAAUGAACAUACUCAAAGCCUUAGGAGUGCCACUCAACGCGGACUGCUCGGAUGAGAUUCCUCCAGAUUACGAUACGUCUGUCGGAGGUCCACCCACCAACCCCAUCAGCGGGGCAAGUGAAAUGACUGUUAACGAGAGCUCGGUGGUUCUGGAUCCUGUAGGCAGAGGGAUCGGCCUGCAGCAGCUCCAGGCUGAAGCAGAGACAGCACGUCAGGCAGGGGAGAGCCACAUCAUCGCCAGCAGUGAGCACCAGCCUCCGCUCAGCACUGAUUCAGACACUUCUCUCAUCGAGGGCAUGGAGAUAGGUUGGUCUGAAAUGGACCUGUCCACAGAGCAGGAAUGUGACGAGGCCAAAUCCUGAGCCAGUCAGAGCGGAGAGACGAUCACCAGGAAAAGGAGGACGAGAGCAGGGCAAAGUGAUCGGUGGCUGUUGAGAGAUUCGCCCAGGAGGAAGUGACAUGGAGUGACAGAAGAUGGGUAAAUGAGCAAUACAACCCAUAGCAGCACAAAAAAACCCUCUAGUUCUGUGUGAAGUACUCGUAAAACAGAUUUGCUUGUGUGUCGUGCGGACAUGUUGCUUGCUCGUUUUCUUGCAGUCACACUCUGCUGUCUUGUUGGUGAACACAGCGCUCAUGUUGUGGUGGUCUCGUUGCUCUCCACUUCACAUUCUUCACAGUAGAAUAUAGUGAGACGUCACUGGCCUUAAUGAGGAGUCAAAAAACUGCUUCUGGACACAAAAUGAGCAGUAGGGUCUUUUUAACACCCGCUGUAGCUUUAAUAUUAGGUGCGUAUUAUUGGUGUAAGAUCACUGCCAAUGUAUUCCACAUGGACACGUAGCACAUAUAAAGCCCACUGUAUAUUAGCUUUUUCUUACGAGUUUGUCAGCAUCAGACUUGGGUAACAUGUUUUUCCCUCUGUAAACUUGAAGCACAGAUCUGUUGAGUACAUGUGUCCAUGUUGCAUUAAGAAGUUGAAACACAUGAUGCUGUACUUUCUAAGUCUUAGGUGUUUGUGUCACUACUGUGCAGAGUUCUUCACUUUUAAACUCCUAAAACCAGCAGAAUAAAAAAAACAAAAACAAAAACAAACACCAAGUAGAUUUGUGUGUCCUCACAUUUGACAAUCAUAGCUUGCCACAAGCAGUUUGAAGUGAUGUCACCCACUGCCCUACUGAAACUGCUGCUGGUCUACGAGUUACCACAACACAACUGUCAUACAUACAGUACAUGUAGACACACUUCUUACUGGUGUCAACUUUCUACUUGUGUCAAGCCAGCCAGUAUAAAUAACUAUGUCAACAAGUCUGUGCCAAGUGAAUCGCUGUUGUCCGUGUAUGUUCAUCCCUCUGACUGCCAAUAAAGGUCUAGUAACAGGAAAUCGCUGCAUGAAGUAAAACUGAAAAAUCAACAGGAUUAGAUAAAAAGAAAGAAGACUCAGUGGAAAAAGGGGGAACUCUUUCAUUUGAUAUGGUGACAGUUUCUAUUUAAGUAAUUCAAUUAAGUAUUUAAUGGCAUGAAAUCCUUACAGCAUGGAAAUGUUUACAGUUACACACACUAAGUUAUUUUUUGGGACGACAUCUACAGUAACACAGACCCUGUGCAAUGUUAGUCAAAACACUCCCUUUGUCUUUUUGAAUAUAACAAGGGAUUUCUUCUUUGCGUUGACUCACUCUUAAACUAAAGAAUGUCCCAAUAUUUGAAUGUAAUUACAUCUGCCAAACAGGUUACGUUAUUGAGCACUUUCCUAAAACAAAAACUGAAAAAUCUGACAUAUUUGAAGACUUUGAAUUUGUUAAUAAUUCAUGUGGGAUUGUUUGGCUUUGGCAGAGAGGUAUGUGCCUCACUGAGUGCCAUUGUUCACGUAAGCUUGUUUUAGUAUGUAUUGUGGUCAUUGUAAUGGCAGUCGGACCAGAAUUGAAUCUGGUUUACUGCUUGUUAAACCCCAAAACACACCUUUGAAUAACACAGAUACUAACCAGGCCUGUUAAAACAGCCAUUUUUAAGUCCAAACAUAAAUGCACUUUAAAAAUAAUACAUAUAAAUAUCUAUUUGUGUAUAUACAUAUAUAUAUAUAUAUAUAUGUAUAUAGUAAUAUAAAGUGCAGAAGAUCACUACCAUAGAUUACCAUAGAUGUUGUUAAACUACUAGUUUCCUUUUAAUUACACUCAAGAAGUGACACAUGAAUUGCACGCUGUCCUUGUUACAAACCAUGUAUGCUAUAAUAGUAAAUAUGGAAUUGGGACACAGUUUCAGACUCUUGAGAGUGAUGCUGACUGUUAACAUUUGUAGUCUGCAAUGAAUUCUCACCUCUCAUCCUUCUGUCACAGUCCUGUGUUUCCUCUCACAAAUCCUGUUGACUUGCACACUGACGAGACACAAUAUACAAUUUAACUUGUGGUUUCCUUUUCUCUCUCCUGUCAAUGUUUCCAUUAUGCCCUGUUACAUAGCGCACACACACACA
Messenger RNA from Solea solea (common sole), 3623 nucleotides. RefSeq names its product ring finger protein 150a (gene rnf150a). The record is from RefSeq and is a predicted model, not a curated record. The transcript has 7 exons. The coding region runs from base 235 to 1524 and encodes 429 amino acids. Lineage: Eukaryota; Metazoa; Chordata; Actinopteri; Pleuronectiformes; Soleidae.